GUUUGCAUGGAUCGUGUUACUGGCUGCUCUCCGCGCACCGCUGAGCCCACUACCACCACCACCACCACCACCACCACCUCCUCUGCGCCAAUCACAGCCUUGCCUGCACUUCACCUACGCGCACGUGCACGCAGACACGGACCCCCGACACACACACACACACACACACGGCGAUCAGUCGCUCCGGUUCUCCUCCGCUGCUGCCUUCACAUGCGACUCCACGCCGACUCCGCAGCGUAGCUCUGGCUGCGCCAAGAUGAGCGGUCCUCCCGGUGCCAUCUGAACGUCUCACCGCCUCACUGACCCAGAGACAGAGAGAGAGAGACAGAGAGACAGAGAGAGAGAGACAGAGAGACACACAGAGAGAGAGAGAGACCAUCGUUCCUCUCACAGUCACAACCCAUCCUCCUCCGUUCGUUUGGAAGAGACCGCAGCGCAAAGAUCUUUUCUUUUUUUCCACCCUCUGUUUCCUCCUCCUCCUCCUCCUCCUCUUCUUCUUAUUACUGCAUCCCUCCGUUAUUGUCGCUGUCUCGGUUUUAAAAGGAGAAAACCGGAGAGCCCGGCUGUGAUUUUGUGGAAAUACAUUUUUUUUUCCCUGCUGAGUGUUGGUAGCGCGCAGUCGGUGCGCGCUUUUAGCGAAUUCCGGUGAAUGGUGGAUUUGGCAAACAUGGAGACCGUGGAGAAGGAAUGCGGGGCCCUCGGGGGUCUGUUCCAGGCGAUAGUCAACGACAUGAAGUGCUCCUAUCCUGUGUGGGAGGACUUCAGCGCCAAGGCCACCAAGCUGCAUUCCCAGCUCCGAACCACUGUUCUGGCUGCUGUGGCCUUCCUGGAUGCCUUUCAGAAGGUGGCAGACAUGGCGACCAACACCAGAGGGGCAACCAGAGAUAUCGGUUCGGCUCUGACCAGGAUGUGCAUGAGGCAUCGCAGCAUUGAGGCCAAACUUCGCCAGUUCACCAAUGCUUUGAUGGAGAGUCUGGUCACUCCUCUCCAGGACAAGAUUGAGGACUGGAAGAAGACAGCCACCCAGCUGGAUAAGGAUCAUGCCAAAGAGUACAAGAGGUCACGCCACGAGAUCAAGAAGAAGUCAUCUGACACCAUGAAACUGCAGAAGAAGGCUCGUAAAGAGAUCCAGGGGCGAGUGGACCUGCAGCCUCAGCUGGACAGCGCCAUGCAGGAUGUGACUGACAUGUGUCUGCUGAUGGAGGAGACGGAGAAGCAGGCGGUGCGCCGGGCCCUCGUGGAGGAGAGGGGUCGCUUCUGCACCUUCAUCGGCUUCCUUCAGCCCGUCGUGAACGGAGAGAUCGCCAUGCUGGGAGAGAUCACCCACCUCCAGGCCAUCAUCGAUGACCUCACUGUGCUGACAACCGAUCCUCACAAACUGCCCCCAGCUAGUGAACAGGUGAUUAAGGAUCUGAAGGGGUCCGACUACAGCUGGUCCUAUCAGACCCCUCCCUCAUCCCCAAGCAGCUCUGGCUCCCGCAAGAGCAGCAUGUGCAGCAGCGUCAACAGCGCCCACAGUAGCGCCUCCCGUUCGUCGGGGGGAGGCGGAAGUGGUGGUAUCGGUGGAGGCGGUGGAGGCUCCCUGCCCCACUCACCCACCUCAUCCUCCUCCUCCUCCUCCUAUCGCUACCGCAGCAGCCUGCCGCAUCAGCCUCCGCCACCGGGGGGCAUCGCUGCCCACCGCCUCAGCAGCGUCUCCUCCCACGAUUCGGGCUUCGUGUCCCAGGAUGCCAACAUCUACUCCAAGCCCCCCUCGCCCAUGCCCUCUGACAUCACAAGCCAGAAGUCAUCCAGCUCAGCAUCGUCAGAGGCCUCAGAAACAUGCCAGUCAGUCAGUGAAUGCAGCUCCCCCACCACUGAUUGGUCCAAAGCAGGUCAGUAUGAGCAGCCGGUGGCUGCAGCAGCAGUUCAGAGGAGAAAGGAACCUCUGGAUAGACUGAGGGAGAACGAGAUGUCGCCGGGUUCCCAGGGGUACGCCGGGCCAUCACACCCUGAUGACGCGCAGAGACACAGGAUGACCCCGGCUACCAUCGCUGCCAAGCAUGGAGAGGAGGUUUCUCCAGCAGCCAGUGACCUGGCCAUGGUGCUGACCAGAGGCCUGAGUAUGGAUCAGCAGAAAAGCAACAGAGACUCCCUGCAGUACUCCAGUGGCUACAGCACAGAGACCACAACCCCUUCCUGCUCCGAGGACACAAUUCCUUCGCAAGGUUCAGAUUAUGACUGCUACUCAGUGAACGGUGAUGCUGAAGGCCCAGAUGGACAGACAGAGUUCGACAAGUCCUCCACCAUUCCUCGCCACUCUAACAUCGCUCAGAACUACCGUCGCAUGAUCCAGACGAAGAGGCCAGCGAGCACAGCCGGCCUACCCACCGGGGUUCUUGGUCCCGGGGGUCAUGUGAUACCAGGACAACCUGGUGGGGCGGGUGGAGGCGGGUCAGGUACUCCAGGCACCGCCACCAUCCGCCGAACUCCGUCUACCAAACCGGGCGUGAGGCGCACACUGUCCAACGCGGGGCCUAUCCCCAUCCGACCACCCAUUGUGCCUGUCAAGACACCCACUGUUCCCGGAGACUCGCAUUCACCUGGCGCAGCUGGCGGCGGUUAUGCGGGUGGAGGGCACUCGGGUGGCAUCCCUGUGCGCGUGGGCAGUGAGGAGUGCGUGUUCUACACUGGAGUCGAGGACGCACAGGGAUCGCUCGAUUACGUGAAGGCGUCACCGAAGCGCCUCAGCCUGCCUAACACCGCCUGGGGGUCGGGGGCGGCGUUAGAGGUCUACGCGCAGCAGCACGGAGGCCUCGCAAUGGGAACUGGCUCAGGGGCCGGAUCAGAGGAGGAUCAGAUGAUCGCGGCCAAUCGGCAUAGUCUAGUGGAGAAGAUCGGCGAGUUGGUGGCCAGCGCGCACGCCCUCGGUGAGGGGCAGUUUCCUUUCCCCACCCUCCCCGACGACCCGGCCCUGCCACCAACUGGCAUCGCCGACGAUCAGUUAGGGACAGAGGGUGCGGUAGGGACCGGUGAUAUGUUGACCACCAUCAGGAGAGGAGUCCGCCUUCGCAAGACGGUCUCCAACGACCGCUCGGCGCCACGCAUCUUGUGAUUGGAGCAGAAGCAGGAAGAGGAUGAUACUUGUCAGCCAAUAGGGAGUCAGGUGUUGGUGUGGUGCAACCCAACCGCCUAGUACAUACACAAACACUUAACUAUGUAGGGAAAGCUAUAAUAUAACAAGAAGAUGAAUGAAAACAUACACAAAAAAAACAAGUUUAAAGACACCAUUAGAGUAAAUGAUAUAUAAUAUAAUGAUAAUAAUAACAUUAAUAAUGUUAACUCAUGCUGACAAUUAAAAGUGAAUAUUGACAGGCUCCUAGCAGGCCACUAUAACUAGUGUGUGUUGGACGCAUGUUUGUCUUCUCUACACCUUCACCCAGGGACAAAAAGACUACAGAUAAGAUUAAAAAAAAAGUGGCAAAGAAAGAGAGAAAGACUGGGUUCUGUUUGUCAAUUUACACCCUUUCCCCAUCCUCUCCUCCAACUAACCCGACUGUCUAAUCCCAGAUGAAGGACUGAGGACUGAAGGAGGGCCCUGUGGGGGGCGAGAGAGAGAGGGGUCAGAGUGCCAUGUGACCAGCUGGAUUGGCUGUCUUAGCAGCAACAUACUGUACUUAUUUGCCCACUGAACUGAAGCUUUGGUAUUAGCACGGGGAGCUAACAAGCCAGAGGGUUCCUCUGGUUCAUCCUAAUGUAAAAGAGUCUUUAAAAAAAAUAGUGUUGGCAUUGAACCGUGCUAGUGCCCCCUUCCCCUCUCUCUCUGUGUGUGUUAGUGUGUGCGUGCAUUCAUGUGUAUGCAUGUGGGCAAAUGUGAAAUGUGAGUGCACAUGUGAUUGACUGUGCGUGUGUGUGUGUGUGUGUGUGUGUGUGCGUGUGAGGGGGGUGGGUAGAGCUCUGCUGCAGGACAGCUGGUUACCCAACGAGGGCAGGGCUUUUCUCCUGUGUGUCGUAUACGUGUAUUUUCUUGUUUCUAUCGUGACGUCAUUUACCUUGUUACAACUGUACGAGAAGUUGCGAGAAGUAAUCCAGGCGUAUAGAUAUAUUCAUAUAUAUUUUCUAGAACCAGAGAGAAAAAAAAAAUGUUAAAUCAGAAAUGGAGCAAUAAAUGUGUUUUAUUUUCUUGUUUCCAAGAAGAGGAUCGAUUGGAGGAUUUGCAGGUUCUCCUUUGUCACAUUCAGGCAAUCAUCAGGAAUGCUAAAAUUACACAUCGACUGUGAAUUCAUAGCCUAGCCGCUUUUUUUUGGCGUGCGUCUCUCUCCCUGUCCCUGUCUCUUUCUGGUGGAGGAAAUGGAUUACAAAAAAAACAAACUGUAAAGCACUUUGAUAUAGGUGGUAGAGUAUGUACAAUAGCCACUAGGUGUUGCUGUAGUCAUACUGUAUGGUAGGGAGAGUGAACGUGAGAGAGAUGGUUGCCAAUAAGAGGGGAGGACAUUAUUUAAUUCAUAGAAGUGGAAGAAGUAGAAGACAGGGAGGGACAAAGAGGAAGUGAUACAGAUUGGUGGAAUUGGAGUGAUUGGUCAAAUGAGAGAAGGGAUAAGGAAGUAGAGCAAAAAAUAUUUGUCUAAAAAUGGAUUGGACGUCAGGGCUCUUCAGGGUUCUACAAGCCAUCUCCUGCUGUGGAUUGUGAAGCUUUUUAUGAUGUGGUUGCACUGGUAUCUGAACACAUAAUGCAAAAAAAUACACUGCACUGAUAGGUCGGACUACUUUUGCAUACAGGCUUUAAAGGGUUGGUUGGUGGCAAACAUAUUUUAUAGUCGUAAAGUAUGCAAGAAAAUGUGUUUAUUUGUAAUUUGGGUUCAACAACACUUACAUCAACAAUGGACUUGAAAUAUAUUUGCACAUGUAUAUUAUGUUCAUUGGAUAUACAUUUGCGAGGCAUAAAUUCACUGUUUAGUUUUCAACAUUGAAUGCUGUGGGACUGUAUUUCCAUUGUCCAAAAUACUGUAUAUAAGAAAGUAGUCUUCACUCAUGUUCAUGUGCAAAUACAUAUCAGCUCACCAGCUUAUCUGCAAAUACAUUCUUACCUAUAAAUACUGUAUAUUUUUUGCAUUAUGAGAAAACGGAGUUAAACCUUGAACAUCGCUGAACAACAGUCUUUGACUCCAGUUAAAACUUUCCUCCUUUAUAAAACUUACUUCAAAAAUCUCGAGUUUCAAAAACAAAACACAGUACAGUGGAUUAUAGUAGCAAUAAUGUUACCAUAGGAGGCAAAAAAUUAUGAAAACCAUUGAGAGAACACGUUGGUUGCACAGUGUUAGUAGCUUUGUCUGUGCCCAGGCCUUCAGUUGAGGAUAGGACUGGGCGUUAACAGUGGUUAUCAGCCUCAUAGAUGUGGGUCAGUAGGGGCCUGCUACACCCACCAGUAGGUUUUAUCAUCUAUUCACAUGGUCGAUCACCGAAAGAAGGACUAAAGUAGACGACUAGUAAUUAUCACAGGAGCAAAAGCGGAAGUCAGGCGCUGUACUAUGGACAUUGUGAACACAUGGGAACACGUGUAUUCAGUCACAGAAAGUCAAUGUAGUUCCAGUAAUCAGCUUCUUUUACCGAGUGUUGUGUGAAUGCUACCCCAACAGGGUUCAGCUCAGUUCAGUCGGUGCAACUAACCCAGUGGAGCUCAGGACACGGCUGUAUGAAAGGACUAUUUAUAGACAUUAAGAUGUGUGAAAAAGGUGAAGCCUGUUUAAUGCGCUCGCUGAUGACAAAGAAGCAGGCGGGUUUAAAUUAGACUGUUGAAGCGGACAGAGAGAGGGAGAUAUGUGUGGAAUGAGCAUUUCACUGCCUCUUCAUACAAUAUGUACUGUAUGUGCUGUACUUGUAAAUGAGAAUCAGGCGCACAGAUUUGGUAUAAAGGUUUGUUAGAAAAUAUGACAUGGAAUAUUCAGUUUCAGUAUUUUAUUUUUUUUUUUAAUUCUGCGGUAUUGUUUGAAUAUUUAGUCUUACUUUUAAUUAAUGUAAAAAAACAACAAGAAGAAAAAAAACUCCACUUGUUACGCUGUGUAACAUAUGGAUGUAGGAUGUGUGGGCCGAGAGUGAGUGUGUCCUUGUUUGGCUGGUUGAACUUCAUCAACAUGUCUGUGCGCUCUUCUAGCAGUGACCUGAACAUAGCUGGUCAUCUCUUAACAAGCCCCUUUUUGUUGACGUAUUUCUGAGCACUGUUUUAAACAUAUUUGUGGCCGUUUUAAAAAGAAAAUUAUGAUUUAAUUUAAAGAGAUAGAGAGGAGAAUGUUUGCAAUUUUUUAAACAUCGUCACCCUCUGCCAGCACUUUUCUUUUGUUGAACUUUGAAACAGUGCUUCGGCAAAGGGGAUGAUUUAUUAUAUUUUAUUUGUCCGAGGGGACUUCUGUAUGUGUGAUGUCACAUGUGGAUGCUGUGUGUUGUAUCAGCUGAAUCUGACUGGGUGAGAGGGUGGAAGGGGAGAGCAGCGGGCUUGGACUCCAUCGCCCCCCCAAAAAAAACACAUUUUGGGUGAGAAAAUGUUCAUCUGAAGAGUUUGUGUAAGACCGCCCGUCGAGGUCACACUGUACACGAAUAUACGUACGUAUGCUGAAUGUACUGCAAGGUGAAGGGGGACAUCGAACUGUACAUGUUUGACUCGGUUGACCCAUUGCAAUGUCAGAACUUUGUUCUUGUACAACUGAAUGAAGUUUAAACAGUAGGAAAGCAAUACAGAGAUAGCGUGCAUGUACGUACAUUCACAAUGAUGUUCCAGUGUGGGUAUGUUAAAGGAAAAUACCACUGUUUUGUCCACUCUAUAGGAUACCUGUGUUCCCCAUCUAAAAGAUAUGGCUCUGAUGGUAUGAUUUGGAGUUUAGACACCCUUUACUAUACGUCCGAGGACACUGCAAGAGCCGAUUCCACUAGUCUGAAUGUGUAUGUGCUGUAUGUUUAUUAAUUCCAGUGCAAACUGAAUUCACUGCCAGUUAUCUAAAGUAAGUUAUUGCUUGAUUAAAGGGUUUAUAACGCCCUGCAGGACAGAAACGCUGCUUAAUUCCAAAUGAUGGAUAACAACUCAGGACAAGACCAUGCAGGACAAAAUUGUUGGGUUUUCACAUCGGAUGUGAGAUCAAACUGCACACACUGGCUAUAGGAUGAGUGUGAGAUGAGAGACAACACUGCUAUUUUCCUUUAAAAUGCCCUGUUAACAGCACAAAAAGUUAUCUAACUAAACAAUAAUGUCUUUUUUUUAACAUGCUGAAUUAACUGUGUACUGAACUAACUGUCUGAACAAGCUGAAAUAACUACUCUGCUACAGAUGUGUCAAUAUGCCCAUUUUUACGAGUGUAUGUGUACUGUAUGUGGGUAGAAGUAGGCCUACCGGCACGUUGGCAGAGCAGGGGCUACAACGAAAACAGGACACCCAGUAGGAACAUACAUACAUACAGCCAGAUUUACAUGCGUGCAGGCAUGCGUGCGUACACACACAUCAUAGGACAUACACACAAAACAAUCCCUUCUUCCUCAACUGAGAAAACUACACAGUCCUAACUACUGUACAGUAUGUCCAAAAUGAACUAGUUCUGUAAAAAGUAAAAUUUUAACAUUCAUUUCAUACUUUUAUUGAGUUAAAAGGUUAAAAAUAUCCCAGCUGAACUUUCAGUGAUAUUUUAAUUUCUUUUGCUAUAAGCUGUCUUGUUGCCAAGCAAGGCUAGCAUGUGAGCUAGACAUCUAUAUUAGUACAAACGUGGAACAUGGUACAUUUCUUUCAAGUUACAGGCAGUAACAUACAGUAUGCACACUUGAUUCAAAGUUGAAAUAAUAACAGAAAAUGCUGUGUCUCUUUACAUACAGGUAGCCCGACAGACUUAAUAGUGCUGUUGAGUAUUAGGUAUGUACCUAUGACUAAUAUGAGCUCACGGUCAAAUGUUAAAAUAAGUGUUUGGGAAAUAUCUGCAUGCAGAUGGCUAGCUUAGCUUAGCAUAAAAACUGGAAGCACAGGGAACCAGCUAGCCUAGCUUUGUCCAAAAUUAAAGUGGCAAUAAACAAGUUUUUUGCUUUAAAGGGGACAUAUCAUGAAAAACAUACAUUUGGGUAUCUGGAGUGCCACUGUGUUGUGUCCUGUGUUGUCGAUCGGAAAAUGUAUAGCGCUGCGGUUGACUUUGCGACAGUGGCGCCAACAAUAAUACCACUUGGAAACAAUAUGGUAGGAAAAGUUAAAAACAUGUCUAUUGCCACUUUAUAUAGACCAUCUCAUAACUAAUUAACACAAAAUAUUUGUUUGCGUAAUUCGCACAAAUUAAGAGGAGUAAAAACGACCCAUUGUGGUUUUACGGGGAGUUAAUGCGCUGAUGUGCAAUGACUUCCUGGAGUCUCUGUGACAAGACUUUAGGAAGAAAGAAAUCAAAUAACUCCUGCUAAAAAGCUAAUUUUCCAAAAUGUUGAGCUAUUCCUUUAACUUAACUUACAGUAGGAUUGAGACGGAAACACUCAACAGCACCAUUGUCUGAAAAGCCUAGAGGUGUAGGCCUACAAAAACUACCAUUUAGACAACAUUCAAAUUUGUGUUUCAACACUCACGUAUAUGUAUGGAGACUUUUUUUUACACCGAUGUAUCCCUCUCUUCUUUUUCCUCUCUAUCUCUAUCCUCCUCUCUUCUCACCUCCAUUCACUGGCGCAGUACACCCAGGGAUGCCGUCUAGCUGACAAGUUAGAAAAUGCUGCUUGUCAUGAUGAGAGUCCCAUCGGCUGUACUCGGUCUCAUUGUGCCUCGCAGCCCAUCAAAGCUAAUGAAACAUAAUUCUGAUGAAGCCUUUAUUUACACCACAGUCAAUAUGAGCUCAGCUCUGCCUCUCUCUCUCUCUCUCUGUUCAUCCCCCCUUCACUCUCUUCCCUCUCCUCUCCCCUUGUGUGUGUGUGUCUGUAUGUCGGUAUGCAUGUGUGCCACGGUUCAGAUGUCAGUGUGUGUGUGGUAAUGGCUAACGGGUGGUAUCGUUAUGAGUCUGGGGUGUGUUGUUCCAAGAAGGGCUGGAAGCAUUAGCCAGGGUAAACGUCUCCCCGCUGUACGCAGUAACGUGAGCUGGUUUCAAGGCAAGCAGCUGGAUGUCUCACACUCCAUCUCAGUGCUAGAUUACAUUUUAAUGAAUUUUGAUCAUCUUGUUGGCAUCAUCUCACAGGCAGCUUAUAUUACUUUGAUGGUUACUUGGUGAGCUUCUAACCAAGAAACCUAAGCACGCAAGAGUGAGCAGUAAUUCAUCAUGCAGUGGGACUUUUUACCCACAUUGCCAUUACAAGAAAUCUGCCGGGGUUUAAAGCACAGGGUUGGUAAAUCCAUCGACACACUGUAUCUUAAUCAAUAUAGAGUGUUGGUCCUUCUGUUAAAUUGAGAUAAACUGGCUAAAAUAAAAAAAAAGCAUUCAAAGGGAGACUAGGCAACUUUUGUUGGACAACUGCCACUGUGACCAUAAGUGACAAUUACAGCAUAAUGCUAAAUGCUAAGAUGUAAUGGAACGUUAGCACAAGAUGGGAAGAAUUGUAAAGUAAAAAAACUGGCUUAGCAAUGUCAAUAAAAUAAAAUAAAUCUAUUAGUUAUCGGUAAAACCAGACCAAUCAAGGCUGUAGAAGAAAAUCCUGAGUCUAUUGAACCGAGCAAAAGUUUGUUUCAUCGCCCAUUAAUUUAACUUUUCAUAAGUAAGAGGAACAAAUCUUAUUUUAAUGAUGCAGUGUGUAGGAUUUGGUGGCAUCUAGUGGUGAAGUUGCAGAUUGCAACCAACUUCUGCCAAUCGUGUAAGAGAACUACGGCGGCUCUGUGAAGAGGUAGGGUCUAGAAGGGAACCAGCAAACUGGGGAAACUCGAAAUUGUUAAGUUUAGGUAUUGACCUCAAAUAGUUAAGGUGUGGGUAGGUCGUCGGGCAGCGAGUCUCGCAAGAGAUUUUCUACGUUUUUGCAAGUCUCAGAUCAGAUUCCGCAAAUUGCGAAUUUCACGACCUUGUGAAGAUGAUCUGUUUGUAGAUAUAAACAGCUCAUUCUAAGCUAACGAAAACACAAUGGUUCUUAUAUUCCGGUGAUUCUACACUAAAGAAAACAUAUGUAUUGUUAUUAUGUUCCAUUUCUGCCAAUGGAUAGGGGGAAAUGCUAUCACACUGUUCCUUUAAGUAGACAUUAAAAACAAGAUUAUAUGUCAAAGUCUUAAUUUAAUACUAUACAUUAUCAAAUCACUUUAAAAGUCAAAGUUUUCAACAUAUAGGGGGUAUUGUAAAAGCGCUCAAAAUGCAUCUGCAUUUUCAUAGUACAGAAACUUAUCAACCCAUGUAGCCAUGGUUCUGCUUUUGAUUCCACUGUUCUCUCUGUACUAAAUUUUGGCACUGCUCAGGAUGUGAUACUAAAUCCAUAUCUUGCAUAACAUUCCUUGCAAGCCAGUAAAAACACACAUUACUGCUCCAGUAAUCGGCAAUUCUCCAACCACGGUUUGAGCUAUUCCUUCUGUAGACGUUUUUACAAUAACGUUAUAGAGAUCAAGGAAGGUUUGAGCAUUCAAUACUUGUCAUUUUUCUGUUGCCAGAUCUGACAGGAUGAAUUAAAAGUAAGGUAAAACAGAAGCUCGGGCUGCCUGUUGAGUGUUGAGCUGAACGUUCAGCUAUGGCCAACUUCUCUCAGCCAGUAAACUUAUUGACCGUCCGCUCCUCCGCUGAGUUUCCCUGGUUACUCAGAUUUAUAGGAAAUUGGCAGACUUCCACUGUGAGCAUUUGCUCGCAGCGUGAACACACCGUUACAAAUCUAUGUGGAAAUGUUGUGGAUAGCAGCCUUUAUUUGUGGUGUGGAAUGCUUCCCUUCAUAACUUUUAUUGCCUCCAAAUAUACUUACUGUGUGUCUUCAAUAAGAUUUAAAAAUGCCAAACACACUGAAGAGCUUUAUCGGACCGAUUCAAUAAGAAUGACCCCCGUGAUGGCCAUUUAAGGGCAACUUGUGUUGUGUUUAUGAUGACAAGUAUUGUGAAUUUGCAUGUAUGUACAACCCACUCCUUUAGCCAUCUGCCCAGGUUAUAAUGAAUGUGUAUGUGUGCAUGAAUGUGUGCAUGCGUGUUGCACAAGGACACUUGGUUAAGACCCCUACUGUUCCUCCCUCCCACCUCCCACACGCAAUCUGUCGAAUCCUUCCUGCUGUCUAAUACUGAAGAAACACGCUACACACACACUCGCACACACACUCGUCUGAAGAAAACAUGACUAAGGUAGAUUCUACAUGAUGGUCCGCUAAAGUCCUCCGGGGGAUCAUGAUGAAACACGUCGCAACUUCCUGUCAUACAGCCAUGCAGAACAGAGGGGCCAAAGUGGCCUCCUGGUGCCACUGUAACUGAACUGAAUGUCUCACCGUCAAUACUCUCAGUGGUGUCGCUCGCUCGCUCGCUCGCUCUCUGUCUCUUCUUCUUCCUCUCCAGCCUCCAAAUGAACUCUACCAUGAAAUCUCUCCACAGCUCACCAUCGAGACGUUGAUAUCAUUUCUAUGGGGCAAUUUUGUUCAAAGGAGAACAUUGUGACAACAUCUGCUUUAUGUUUCUGUACAAACCCAUCUCUUAAUCCUCUCCUCCCUCCCGCGUAGCCCUGCAGGCACUGUGGUCUUGUCUUUCUCUCCUCUUUCUCUCCCCUCUUCUUCUUCUUCUUUAAUUUAUUGUGAGUUGAUUUCCAAGGUUGUUUUGCCUCUGUCGCUGAUGAUACGGUUUUCUUUUUUCCGUCUUCCUUUUUGUAAAAUUGACCCUUUUUUGUUAACUUUAGUCACUGCUAAUGUAACAAAACGCACUGUGAUGAUUCCAGUAUUAAUAAAAGUUGUACUUAAACUGUG
Sebastes umbrosus (honeycomb rockfish) is the source of this 11814-nucleotide messenger RNA. It is a transcript of the gene mtss2b, whose product is annotated as MTSS I-BAR domain containing 2b. Gene Ontology annotation, biological process: cell projection assembly; plasma membrane organization. The transcript has 15 exons. Lineage: Eukaryota; Metazoa; Chordata; Actinopteri; Perciformes; Sebastidae. Gene Ontology annotation, molecular function: actin binding; phospholipid binding. The record is from RefSeq and is a predicted model, not a curated record. Gene Ontology annotation, cellular component: cytoplasmic side of plasma membrane; actin cytoskeleton. The coding region runs from base 650 to 3094 and encodes 814 amino acids.